Phycodurus eques (leafy seadragon) is the source of this 1458-nucleotide messenger RNA. It is a transcript of the gene ap1ar, whose product is annotated as adaptor related protein complex 1 associated regulatory protein. Bases 187 to 1083 code for a protein of 298 amino acids. Gene Ontology annotation, molecular function: AP-1 adaptor complex binding. The record is from RefSeq and is a predicted model, not a curated record. NCBI's taxonomy places the organism in Eukaryota, Metazoa, Chordata, Actinopteri, Syngnathiformes, Syngnathidae. Gene Ontology annotation, biological process: regulation of Arp2/3 complex-mediated actin nucleation; negative regulation of substrate adhesion-dependent cell spreading; negative regulation of cell motility. The transcript is spliced from 10 exons.
AAAGAAGCCGGUAGGGGGCGCUAAUGAGAUUAGCGGCGUUGUGACCGAGCGAGGAAGAAGGAUGAGGAAGUUCCAACUUCCCUUGAGGAAAGGCAACACUGUGUGUGGUGGUGGGAGAUGCAAGCUCGUACUUUGAUGCACAGUACCAGCAAGGCAACUAGAUAAUAGUAAUAUUUGAAAAAUGCCAUGGGUAACUGUUGGGCCUUCUGCGCAGGGCUCUUUAGAAGAGAGGCGAACAGGAUCCCAAGAGGAGGCGGGUCCAAAUACUUUCGCAGCAGCACCACGGGGGAGCAUUAUACAAUAGAGUUUGAAAAUCUUGUCGAAAGUGAUGAGGAGGAAAGUCCUCAACCUUGCCCAAGGCCCAUCAGCGAGGAUGAGCUUAAGAACCUUCGGGAACAUCGAUAUGCCGACAUCUCCAAUAAGCAGGUCCUGAUAGAUCAGAAGCUACAAGCGGAGUUAGAGGCACAAGAGGAGAGGUUGAGGCUAGAAGAGGAGGCUAGAAAUGCUGCCCAGCGGGAGGCCGCCAGGUUGGCGCGUGAACGAAAAGUGAAGGAGCUUUUUACGCAGAGGACGAGGGGGAUAGCAGACGGGUGCGGCAGCGAUCCUCAGUCGAGAAAACACACCGGGGAUGGCUUUGACACCUCCCUCCAGAAUGUCAAAGCCCAGUCGGAGGCUUUCAGAAGCAAUAGACUUCCGUCCGACGCGAACGCGGUGACGCCUAACACCGAGUGCAGCUGGGAUUUCACCACCAAGACCCGCUCCACCAAUGACGACGGCACUUCACUGGAUCUCGAGUGGGACGAUGAGGAGGGAAUCAACCGAGGGCUUCCGGCCUGGGAAAGGUCUCGGACAGAAGAGGACAUCCUGCGUGCGGCCUUGAGGCCCAGCGGCAAGCAAGCGCACAGUGGCCCGACCUCAACCUCCGAGGACUCAAACGCGCUAGAGUGGGAGAAUGAUUUUGUGAGUUCCCACCUAGAGGACAAUGCGGAUCCAGAAUUUGAAGGCUUUGUCAAUCCAGUGCUGGAUACUCCCUCAGAGGACGCCUCGGACUACGGACUCAGGUUGGACGGCCAGGACAGAUAGUCUCCAGCACAAAAUUAAGACUUUUGCAACCUCCUCUCACAUAUUUACAGGCUCACCAGCUUCCCCCCCCCCUCAUGAAAUAAAUGUAAUUCCUUAAGGCCUCCUUAUACUCCCGCGCUCGCGCGGCCGACAACGCCCGCAUUGCAUCACGUGACGGACGAAUUGGCCCACGCGGCCCCGCUGGGUCACUUGACGCGCGCACGGCAAAAAUAGUUGCCGCCCACAUAGAACGCCGCCGAGAUCAUCUCCCGUGAUUGGUCCGUUUUAGCCACAUGCUGUGAUGACGUACUCAACGUGCCCCUUGGUUCUACAUACCAUCUACGCCGCCGCCUUCUCGAUCGAUUUUGCAACAUAAUUAAACGUAUCCUCUGGUCA